AUGGGGAAAAUCCCGCCGUCCUUCAGAAGGUCAGCUUCUCAAUCCCCUGUAACCACCCUUCUCAAACACAACACCUCUCCAUCUCCACAGGAACAAAUCCCAACCCCAAUUCCAUUUCUGCGGACCCAGAAUAAAUCCCCCAAAAGAAAUCCCGUCAAAAUUAACAAUGUCGCACCGCCGAGAACAAGCGCCCCAUCAAUCUCCUUCGAAUCCCCAAAUCUGUCGGACGCAAAAUCCCUCUUCAACUCUUUCAUUUCCUCCACCAAGAACGUCCCCUCCGAACCCAACUUCUACAACUCUAUACUCCGGUCAUUCUCCGACGUCUCUUCCCUACAGGACUCGAUCCUCUUCCUCGACCACAUGGCCAAGAAGCAUCCUCCCUUUUGCCCCACCCGCUCCACCUAUCACGUCCUCUUAACACAGUCGUGCUCGGCCCAGGAAGAGCCAUCCCUCUCUGACGUGCACCGCGUGCUCAACCUCAUGAACAACGGUGGUUUCCCGCCCAAUCAGGGGUCGGCGGAUGUUGCUGUACGAUCCCUCUGUGGCUGUGGCCGGGAGGAGCAUGCGAUCGAGCUUGUCAAGGAACUAUGCUCUAAGAAUUCGCCACCCGACUUGCACACAUACAAUUUUCUGGUGAGACACCUGGUAAAAAACCGUUCUUUGAGCACUGUGAAUUGCUUCAUAAGGGAUAUGAGAGAGUUUGGCAUAAAGCCGGACCUUGUGACGUAUACUAUCAUGAUCGAUAACGUAUGCAACACUAAGAACUUAAGAGAGGCCACGCGGCUUCUUGGGGUGCUGAGCGAUGAAGGGUACAAGCCGGACUGCUAUGUGUACAACACGAUUAUGAAGGGUUAUUGUAUGUUGAGUCAGGCUGGUGAGGUACUGGGGUUGUAUAAGAAGAUGCAGGAUGAGGGGGUCGAGCCCGAUCGUUACACUUAUAAUACUUUGAUAUUUGGGUUGUCCAAAUCGGGUAGGGUUGGGGAGGCCAAGAAGUUCUUGGAGGUUAUGGCUGGAAAAGGACAUUUGCCUGAUGCAGUUGCUUAUACUUCGUUAAUGAACGGAAUGUGUAGGGAAGGAGAUGCAUUGGGGGCACUGGGGCUGUUGAGCCAGAUGAAGGAGAGAGGGUGUGAGCCGAACUCGUGUACAUAUAAUACUUUGCUUCUUGGGCUGUGUAAGGCCAGGUUGCUAGAUAAGGGAGGAGAAUUGUAUCAAGUGAUGAAGAGAUGUGGUAUAAAGCUGGAGACUGGGUCAUAUGGGACAUUUUUGAGGGCCUUGUGUAGGAAGGGUAGGGUUGCUGAAGCUUAUGAUGUUUUUGACUAUGUGGUCGAGAGCAAGAGCUUCCCGGAUGUUGCAGCUUAUUCAACUUUGGUAGGUAUACUCAAGUGGCUGAGGAAAGCUAGAGAGCAAGGACUUGCCAUUUGA
Messenger RNA from Striga hermonthica, 1422 nucleotides. The record is from the annotation of a GenBank genome assembly. Lineage: Eukaryota; Viridiplantae; Streptophyta; Magnoliopsida; Lamiales; Orobanchaceae.